Pollicipes pollicipes is the source of this 1699-nucleotide messenger RNA. Its product is annotated as CLIP domain-containing serine protease 14D. Gene Ontology annotation, molecular function: serine-type endopeptidase activity. Gene Ontology annotation, biological process: proteolysis. The transcript is spliced from 5 exons. The coding region runs from base 198 to 1682 and encodes 494 amino acids. The record is from RefSeq and is a predicted model, not a curated record. Lineage: Eukaryota; Metazoa; Arthropoda; Thecostraca; Pollicipedomorpha; Pollicipedidae.
GCCGUUCGGCAGACACGCGAGGCAGCGCAGCGAGGAGGACAGCAAGACGGGGUGCACGACGAUCCGACAGCGGCUUUCGCAGGCGGUGGCGAGGUAACGGAGGUCGAGGUCAAGGUCGGCAGCGAGGUCGCGGGUGACCUGACCCCUCUGGGACGCCAUCGCGUGCUUCUUGCUCACUCGCUGCGCAGCGGACCGUGAUGGCCAUCUGGCGGACCUGCCUGGCUUGCGCGCUGCUGGCAACGCUCGCCGGCGGCGCCGAGCUGCCGGCCAAGUGGUGGCUCGUGUCGGAGGAGGACCCGUUCGGCGCCCUGCUUGAGGAGCUGGGCGAUGACGCACCGCCGCGACUGAGCGAGCCGCCGCCCCGAGUGAUCGAGGACUCGAGAGCUCACUCGCCACCGCCACCGCUGGCGGCGAGAGAACCCACCCGCUUCCCUGCGCGCCGGCCCGUCGGGGCUGCCGGCACGCCGUCGGGGCCGGCUAGCGCUGCCGCGAUGGCGCUGCCGCCGCCGCCGGCGGCUGGUCUCGUCGGCGGCGGCGCCGGCUUUGGAGGAGGCGGAAGAGGCAGCAGCUUUGGAGGAGGAGGCGGCGGCGGCGGCGGCGGCGGCGGCGGCAGGGGAGGAAGCGGAGGAGGAUCCCGUGCGCCUUCGAGACGCCCGAACGGUGGCGCGAUCGUGUUCCCGACCGAGCCGGCGACGGGCACGGAGAAGCUCGGGCCGGUCAGGUGCUUGUGCAAGCCGGCCGCCCAAUGCCCACAGCUCAGCUCACCUCUCACCCCGCGCAGCGAGUUCGGCAACUCGCGCGCGCAGGCGGACAAUCCGUUUGGCAGCUGUGGCGCCGGCCAAGUCUGCUGUCCCCUGCAGCAGUCGUAUGGGUCCAAGUGCGGUCGAAUCGUCCCAAGAGCUCGCUCGCAACAGGGCGUGCGGGACUCGCAGGCGCCGUGGGCGGUGGCGCUGCUGGAGAAGGUGCCCAACGGCUUCAUCUUCGCCUGCGGCGGCGCCCUGAUCCACCCGCAGGUGGUGCUCACCGCCGCCCGCUGUGUGGACAGGCUCGGCGAGAGGAAGAAGUCCCUGGUGGUGAGACUCGGUAUCAAGGACCUGCUCUCUACCGACGAGUCGAUGCCCAACGUGGAGAUGGAGGUGGAAGAGUUUCUGCUGCACCAGAACUACAGUCGUGAGGAGAAGUACAACGACGUGGCGCUCCUGUUUCUGCGCGCGCCGGUCGAGCUGGGGCCCAACCUGGGCACGAUCUGCGUCCGGCCGAAGGUCGAUGGAAACAGUGGCUGCACCGUCCACUCAUUCGGCCUCCAGCCAGCGGGCUCCUCGUCGUUCGACCUGCGGCUGCGGGAGGCCGACCAGACCCUGACGCCGUUCGUCGACUGCCAGCGACUGCUACGCAGCUCGCCGAAGGGGCCCUUCUUCCAACUGCACCCGAGCUUCGUGUGCACGCGCUCCGAGGCCACCUGCGACCUGGGCGAGGACCGAGCCGGGUCCCCGCUUACCUGUCCGGACGCCGCCGCGCGCGAGCAUCAGCUGCGGGGCCUCGUCGCCUGGGGCGUCGGCUGCCAGAGCCAGCAGAAGCCGGGCGUCUACACCAGCGUUAGCGACUUCUAUCGCUGGAUCGACUACCACGUGACGGACCACUUCCGCUACAUCGAGUCGUAUUUCGGGUUUAAUCAAGUGUGAUGACAUGAUGGCUCGAG